Molecule: messenger RNA, 666 nt
Organism: Aureobasidium musti
Lineage: Eukaryota; Fungi; Ascomycota; Dothideomycetes; Dothideales; Saccotheciaceae
Source: the annotation of a GenBank genome assembly
AUGACCGGACCUGACAAGGAGGUCAUCAAAAGACGUCUCGGUCAUGUCUAUGCGUUCCUCAGGGGCAGAGCCUAUAUCAAGAAAGACGACAUGGCUGAAAGCGCUGGCGGCUGGAUUCUAUGUCGCGGUCUACAUGGUGAAUUUUCCCUAGCCAUCAAUGCCGUCCACACUUCUAACAAUUCUCCUAUCUCAGAGAUCGCAGCGAGAAAGCUUCCAGAGUAUGGCGACAAGUUCCAAGUCCACGUGCAGACGCCCUUCGACAAGCUGAAUCUCUACACCGCCACCCUCACCAUCCCCGGCGAAGAUGAACCCCUUCUGCACACAAAAUUCUGUCGCACUCCCGUUGAAGCACUGUCAAAUCUGCGCAUCAUGAUUAUGGUCUGUGAGGACCCCAACACCAAGGCGAAGCGUGAAGAAGAGCAGCGCAAGAAGCAAGAGCGCCCUGCAGAAGAAAAGAAUGCCGAGCAGGAGAACGAUGAAGGCCUAGUGGACAGCGAGAACUUGGCCACAAAGCAGCAUGAUGAUGCAAUGCGCGCCGAACAGGAGGCUUUGGACAGGGAGGAGCUGGCCAGAGAGCAGUGGGAUUCCACAUUGGCUCAAUUAGGUGGAAUGAAGUCGCGUCAGGCCGCUGGAGGUCGCAAGAGAAGAAGCCAUGCUGCUGAGUAA